Nycticebus coucang (slow loris) is the source of this 3778-nucleotide messenger RNA. It is a transcript of the gene GULP1, whose product is annotated as GULP PTB domain containing engulfment adaptor 1. The record is from RefSeq and is a predicted model, not a curated record. The transcript has 14 exons. NCBI's taxonomy places the organism in Eukaryota, Metazoa, Chordata, Mammalia, Primates, Lorisidae. Bases 643 to 1863 code for a protein of 406 amino acids.
ACCACAAUCAGAAAUUAAAGAAGUAAGUCUGCGAGCUUCAACACAGGCGUCCCAUGUGGAAGUGUCCACGGAGACUGCCAGAAGUGCGCAAACCGAGUCGGCUGGAGUUUCUUUCUGACCGAGAGGGGGAGCCCCGCGCUCCCAGCCGGGAGCGACCCGGAGUCCCGAGCCCUGAGCCCCAGCCGCCGCCGGCGCUAGUUUUGGAUCCAGCGGAUUAGGAAGGGGAGGGAGGGGGGCAGAGAGCGCGACGAGGGAGGGGACCAAAGCCUGAGGGUCCCUAGUCCAGCGUGGUGUUGACGUAGAGAAACUUUCCCUGUAGGCCACGAAAUCCGCUCUCCGGUUGUGCUGAAGCCGAGAUCGCCGGGCUGAGAGGACCCGGCAGCUCUCCACGCCCCUGCCCGAAGCUUGACCGGACUGCAUCCUUCAGUAAGGGAUAUACACAGAGAAGAAGACCGCGUGAAGACAGAGUCAGAAACAGGUGUGAUGCAGCCACCAGCCCAGGAGGAGCCAGCAGAUGUGGGUAAAGGCAAGAAACGGAAUCUUCCCGACAGCCUGUGAGCAAGUGCAGCCAUUUUGGCUUCAGAGCUGUGAGAGGGAUAUAAAGUGUGAUUGACCUGAAAAUCUAUUUGGCUGAUCCUCAUCAUGAACCGUGCUUUUAGCAGGAAGAAAGACAAAACAUGGAUGCAUACACCUGAAGCUUUAUCAAAACAUUUCAUUCCCUAUAAUGCAAAGUUUCUUGGCAGUACAGAAGUGGAGCAGCCAAAAGGAACAGAAGUUGUGAGAGAUGCUGUAAGGAAACUAAAGUUUGCAAGACAUAUCAAGAAAUCUGAAGGCCAGAAAAUUCCUAAAGUUGAGUUGCAAAUAUCAAUUUAUGGAGUGAAAAUUCUAGAACCCAAAACAAAGGAAGUUCAACACAACUGUCAGCUUCAUCGGAUAUCGUUUUGCGCAGAUGAUAAAACUGACAAGAGGAUAUUCACUUUCAUAUGCAAAGAUCCUGAGUCAAAUAAACAUUUGUGCUAUGUAUUUGACAGUGAAAAGUGUGCAGAAGAGAUAACUUUAACAAUUGGCCAGGCAUUUGACCUGGCAUACAGGAAAUUUCUAGAAUCUGGAGGAAAAGAUGUUGAAACAAGAAAACAGAUCGCAGGGUUACAGAAAAGAAACUUAGUGUUCUCAUGUGACUUUGCUUCACUUCCUGAUGCUUCUCAUGGGGAUCAGAGCAGCAGAAGCAGCAGAUGCUGGAUUCAAGAUUUAGAAACAGAAAAUACGGAACUGAAAAAUAAAGUACAUGAUUUGGAAAACAAGUUAAGAAUAACUCAAGUAUCAACAUCUCCACUGCGGCACAAAAUGUCUGAUCAUGGGCAACACGGGUUUCAGAGAUGUUCAUCCUCUUUCUGGCGUAGUAGUGAUGAUUCAUCCCCCUGUCUCAAUAUUUCUUCCAUCUCUAUCACUCCUGUCAACUCGCCUGAUUCCAGACUAUCAUUGGGAUUGUUAAUACCACCACCUUCUAAAUGUGGCCUCUCCAAGCCAUUCAGUGAGAGCAGCAUCCCAAGACCUCAUGCAGGCAGUGUGACACCUAAGUCACCCUCCACUGACAUCUUCGAUAUGAUUCCAUUUUCUCCCAUAUCACACCAGUCUUCAAUACCUACUCACAAUGGCACACGGCCACCGCCAGUACCUAGCAGAUCUGCUGAGAUUAAACGGGACCUUUUUGGAGCAGAACCAUUUGACCCAUUUAACUGUGGAGCAGGAGAAUUCCCUCCAGAUAUUCAAUCAAAAUUAGAUGAGAUGCAGGAGGGGUUCAAAAUGGGACUAACUCUUGAAGGCACCGUAUUUUGUCUCGACCCAUUAGACAGUAGGUGCUGAUGUCAAGAACAAGAGACCAUGACUCAUGUUAAAUUUGGUUAUAUACAUAUAUGAUUUGUUAUUACUUUAAGAUAGGUAUUAUACAUGUGUGUAAUAUAUAUUUUUGAAUAAAUUAAUGUUUUGAAAAUGAUUUCAGUUAAACGUCUUCCCUUUCACCCAUCAAUCUGUAAUUUUUAUUUUAAAAAUAACUUCUUGUAAAGUGUAUCAUACUAUUACUGUUUUUUUCUGUUUCUGUAGUAGAUGAAUUUAUAAUUGAAAAACAAAUUAUACAAAUAUCUGCCUUGUAUAUGAGUUCUAAAUAAUUAGCACCUUGAAAUUGAUAUCUGCUUUCAAGGCUGCUAGGUUAUCGUUGAUUUCCCCAAAGCUAUACCUUAAGAAUACUUUUUUGAAAUACUAAAGAGAAAUAUUAAUGCCAAACUAAACAUGUUCUGUUUUCAAACAGUAAACAUAUUGCCAUUCUUUAGACAGAUGUCAUCUUAUAUAUAAGAUGCUGCUCACAUCACUAGGAAAAUGUAAGCUUUGAAUAUAAUAUCACCAGAUCACUAAAUUUUAGUUUCCUAUUUACAAGCAUAUAAAUUCUAAUAAUAAUUAAACCAAUGUAUUUAGAGUAUUUAUUAGUAAAUGCAAAGUGAUAAUGUUAGUUAUUAUCGGUUAUACUCUAAAUAUUUAGGGUUUUCAUGAAUAAAUGACGUAGAAAAUAAUAAAAAUUUGCUAUUUACAAAAACUCAAAAUUUUAUUUCUAAUGAGAUACGUUCUAUUACUACAACAUAUAAACAUUAUCUGACCUGAUAAUCCCCCAAAUUAUUUGGAAUAUAUAACAUCUCUGGUUGCAAUGUCUACCAACUAUAUUUACUUUACCAAAUGUGUCUCUUCUCCCUAAAUAAGUACUGAACUUCUGUUGGUUUCUUCUUGGAUAAAGAGAUUUUCUCACCAAAGUUUAUUUUGUGAUGCCCCAUAAGUUUUUAUAUUCUAAAAUCUAUGGCAACUGUUUAUUCAUGAAUUAUCAAUAACACUUAGCAAAUUUGAUUUGUAUUUAUUUUAUUGAAGUUAGAACCUCAUUUUUCACAAAAAUCAAAUUGUUGCUCAGUUUACUCUUGAACAUGAGCAAGAAAAUUCUCUUGAAACUCAUUUUUAAUGUACUGAUGAAACCUGACCUUUCAAAGCAACAUUCAUUUCCUAUACUUUUGUCUGUUAUAUAAAAGACUAAUUUGCAUUCAGUGCAACAAAAAUUUAUGGUCAAUAUUUCUAAUUUGGUUCAUUAUAUUAUGAGAAAAAUAAAUUAAUAAAAUGGGGAAUUAGAUUUGGAGUACCCCUGAAAAAAUAGAUUUUUCUUUUACUCAUGGUAAAUGUUUUUAAGUGCUAAAGGUACAUUUUCCCUAGGAAAGGGAUCAUACAUACUUAUGUAAUAUUAUAUUUGUGUGUAUCCCCAUAAUAUUCAAUGAUAGAUAUGAGUCUUCUUGUCUGUUUUAUUUUAUUCACUAAGUUGUACUUUAAUUAGAGGGCAAUAUAUGUUUCAUAAAGAAGAGUCUUUAUAAUUUUGUUUGUCAUAUAGUAUUUUGGAAUUUGUAUAAUGAGAAUGUUUAGAAGCCGUAUAAGUGGCUUUUUUUAACAGAUAGAUUUGUAUUUUUAUUGUACUUUAAAAAGAUUUAUGUAACAGGUAUAUAUUUAGUGGCCAUUUAUUAUUAAAGGUAACAGAGUACUAAGAUGGUAUUUGCACAUUUAAGAUAUGUUACUUUACCAGUUUUUAAUGGCAAUCAGUUCUGCUACAGGCAUGAUUAAAUAGUACAUAAUUGAUCAUUUAUGAUGAACAUUUAUUUCUCCAGUGCAUUUUUAUGAAGAUCUGGUUGAAAAUUGUAUUUCUAUGUAAACACAAUGAUAUGUUUGAUUUUGCUGAGAAUAAAUGGUUUUAAAUAAA